Molecule: messenger RNA, 435 nt
Organism: Carya illinoinensis
Lineage: Eukaryota; Viridiplantae; Streptophyta; Magnoliopsida; Fagales; Juglandaceae
Exons: 1
Coding region: 1-435 (144 amino acids)
Source: RefSeq, a predicted model, not a curated record
AUGAUUAGUGACAACCAGUCUGAAAUUAAGUAUCACUCCGGAAAAGCCAAUGUGGUAGCAAAUGCCUUUAGUUGUAAGACUCAGGCCGACCUGCCAUAUCUUUUGGCAGGAAUGUGGGAACUACUGAUUGGUAAGCUGCUAAGAGAUGCUAUGUUAUUCGUGGUGCAAGAGAUUGUACCAUUAACUAAGGAGGAAAAUAUUAAAGAACAGGGCAAGGAUGAUAAAUUGGAAAGGCUUCAACAGAGAAUUCUAAGAUCUGAAGGGCUGGAGCAUUUUUCAAUUAGUAAAGAUGGAAUGUUGUGUUACAAGGAGAGGAAAGUGAUUCCUAGUGUUUCGAAAUUAAAAGAGGAGAUUUUGAAGGAAGCCCAUUGCACACGUUAUGCUACUCAUCUUGGUAGCACCAAAAUUUAUCGGGAUUUGAAGGGUCAGUUUUGA